Molecule: messenger RNA, 1699 nt
Organism: Blepharisma stoltei
Lineage: Eukaryota; Ciliophora; Heterotrichea; Heterotrichida; Blepharismidae
Source: the annotation of a GenBank genome assembly
AUGGAGGAUAGUUUAGAACUCCCUCAGAAACGCGAACGUCUCCAACCAAAGAAGGCAGAUUUCCGAAUGAGAGCUCAUUGCAAUCCUCUAAGCGAUUCAAACUGGCCCUUGUAAUUUUGAAGCAGCCCUAUCUCUCCAAGCCACAUUGACUGAAGUUUAUUUUUCGAGCAAAAUGACCAUAUCUACUGCAACAGUAAAACUUAUUCAGCAAUUGAGCAUCCCCUCUAUUUCUCCACAAUUAAACUUCCCCCUCCUUCUCAGCCUGUAGAAAUUGCCGAUGUUGGCUGUGGAUAUGGAGGACUGCUUUUUGCAUUAAGUAAAAUAAUGCCACGUACCCGCAUGCUUGGUAUGGAAAUCCGCAACAAAGUAACAAACUACGUUGCGCAAAAAAUUUGAGCAUCCAGAAUAGAGACCAACGAAGUAAACUUUAAAUAGUUUUGAAACAUCGGCGUUCUUCGUGCAAAUGCAAUGAAACAAAUUACAAAUUAUUUCCCUAAAUCUUCUUUGACAAAGUUAUUCUUCUGCUUCCCAGACCCUCACUUCAAAAAAUCAGUGCAUCGACGAAGAAUUGUACACAGGAAUUUAUUAUCUGAGUACGCAUAUGUCCUUAAGUCUGGAGGGAAAAUAUACGCUAUCACCGACGUAUUGCAGCUUCACGAGUGGCACUUAGACUAGCAUACAUUAAAAUGGCGUGGUGAAUUGGCCCGACCUUUCUGUAGCAGUCAAUAAUAGGGAGGACUAUGUGUACGUCUAGUAAGUAUAUCCUAUAUGCUUUACAAACUCAGGUGGAGCGGCAGUGCUGAGCUGAUUAGCCAAAGUUAAAACUAAUCACAAGGUUUUUUGCAUGAGAAAUGGAGAAAUGUUUUCACAUUUUUUAUUUACAGGCGCAUUCCGCGCCAAAAAAGGGAAGCAAACUGUUGAAGGAAAGGGUGUCGAAAAGCGUUAAGGAGCAAGAGACUGCAGGGUUGAAGUCUCAGGUUUAAUGGCUGAGUUCGUUUUAGGAAUGAGCGACUCAGUGAUGCAUUGAAGCCAUGGGAUUUUUCACGUGGGCAAUUAACGGAGUGAUUAAGUUGCUACUAAGCUUAAUGUUGGAGUAGAAGCUGAAUUUAUUGCUGUUGAAGUUUUUGCUAUUGGUGUUGUUGAAAUGGUUGCUGAAAUAAAUUUUUGUGAAGAAAUACUUUUGAAAUUUUAUGUUAUAAAAAAUGAGAGAAAUGCUUAUAUCUAUCAGUGGUAAAGUCUAAAUAAUAGUCAUAGAAAAGAUUCUCCGAGCAGUGGUAAAAAGCGCUUUCUAAGCCUUCAGAACUAUACAGCUCAAUAUCAAGGGUUGCGUUCUUGGCCUCGAGCUCCCAUUUAGCAAAUAGCUUACCAAAAUUCGACCUUCUGAAUUGAGACCACCUAUGCGUGCGCUUGGCAAGAUGAUUUAAAUAUCUUACUUCAGGUAAGCAAGUGCAGGCACUCAUCUAAAGGAGUAGCACAGUGAAUGAGGGCUUUCGGUGCCUAGCAUUGAGUUUUCAAUAAUCUUAAAUGAUCAUAACAGCAUUUAGAUCAGUUUAAGCAGCAUCCUUUAUACAAAGAAGUCCCUCAAGAAGAAAUAGAAGCAGAUCCAUGUGUCACUGCUAUGAUAAAUGAAACGGAAGAAGGGAAAAAGGUAGAGAGAAAUAAAGGCAAAAAAUAUUAUUGCGUUUAUCAGAGGAUAUAG